UUCCUGCUUUUUCUGCUGGACUGCCAAAGCUGCACUGAACAUUGCUCGUCGAUAGCAGGCACACAGCUCGGAUAUAGGACGCUUUAAUCAAAGCAUAAGGCUAUCGGACAUUUAUUUCACAUUCAAACAGACAGCAAUGCGAAGGAAAUCGAGAAUGUUACUAUGCUUCGCGGUCCUGUGGGUGCUUGGCAUAGCAUAUUAUUUCUAUUCGGGAACAACGUUAAAUCGAAAGGAUGACUGGAAUGCUAUUGACUCAUCAAAUCAGGCCCAGGUCCACCGCAACGCAGAUGACCAAACCCACAGCCUGGAGACACUACCCUCAGGCAAGGUGAGAUGGCAAGACUUUGACCAGGACCUAUAUGUUGGUGCUACGGUGGUGCGGCCAGGGCAGGAUCCCUACGCCCGCAACAAGUUCAACCAGGUGGAGAGUGACAAGCUGAGGAUGGACCGCGGAGUCCCUGACACCAGACACGACCACUGCCGGCAUAAACAGUGGAAGACAGAGCUGCCUGCUUCUAGUGUGAUCAUCACUUUCCACAAUGAGGCCCGCUCAGCUCUGCUCCGCACCGUGGUCAGUGUUCUUAAGAAGAGUCCCCCCCACCUUGUCAAGGAGAUAAUCCUGGUUGAUGAUUACAGUGACAACCCUGAAGAUGGAGCCUUGUUGGGGAAAAUUGAGAAGAUCCGGGUUCUUCGAAACGAUCGACGAGAAGGUCUGAUGAGAUCGCGGGUGAGAGGGGCCGACACAGCCACUGCCAGUGUUCUCACCUUCCUGGACAGCCAUUGCGAGUGUAAUGAUCACUGGCUGGAACCACUCCUGGAAAGGGUGGCAGAGGACAAAACGCGUGUUGUUUCCCCCAUCAUCGACGUCAUCAACAUGGACAACUUCCAGUACGUAGGCGCCUCGGCCGAUCUCAAAGGAGGAUUUGAUUGGAAUCUGGUCUUCAAGUGGGACUAUAUGACCGUGGAGCAGAGGAGGGUGCGCCAAGGAAACCCCACUGCUCCAAUCAAGACUCCCAUGAUUGCCGGCGGCCUCUUUGUCAUGGACAAGGACUACUUUGAGUUGCUGGGGAAGUACGACAUGAUGAUGGAUGUGUGGGGUGGAGAGAAUCUGGAGAUCUCUUUCCGCGUGUGGCAGUGUGGCGGCAGUCUAGAGAUCAUUCCCUGCAGUAGAGUGGGCCACGUCUUCAGGAAGCAGCACCCAUAUACCUUCCCUGGGGGCAGUGGCACUGUGUUUGCUAGGAACACGAGGCGAGCAGCAGAGGUGUGGAUGGAUGAGUUUAAGAACUUUUACUACGCCGCUGUGCCCUCGGCCCGAAACGUGCCCUACGGCAACAUUCAGAGCAGGAUGGAGAUGAAGAAGAGGCUUGGCUGCCAGCCAUUCAAGUGGUACUUGGAGAAUGUGUACCCUGAGCUGCGGGUCCCUGACCAUCAGGACAUUGCCUUCGGAGCUCUGCAGCAGGGAGGGAACUGCUUAGACACUCUGGGACACUUUGCAGACGGAGUGGUGGGGGUCUACGAAUGCCACAAUGCUGGGGGAAAUCAGGUACCAUUCAGGGCUCAGGAAUGGGCGCUGACCAAGGACAAGUCAGUGAAGCACAUGGACCUGUGUCUGACGGUGGUGGAUCGCACUGCUGGCUCACAAAUCAAAAUGCAGGGCUGCAGGGAAAACGACAGCAGACAGAAAUGGGAGCAGAUUGAGAGCAACUCCAAGCUGCGGCACGUGGGCAGCAACCUGUGCCUGGACAGCCGCAGCGCACGUAAUGGGGGGCUGACAGUGGAGGUGUGCAGCCCCAACCUCAACCAGCAGUGGAAGUUCACACUCAACCUCCAGCCCUAGAGAGAGAGAGAGCGAUGGACAGACAAACAGAGAGAGAGUGUAUCCCCCACCAGCACCACAUCCUCUCCUCCCCGGAGCCAAACAGACUAGAGCCACCUAUUACCAACACGCACACAGACGGACGGACAGACUGAGGUCCCCGGAGGGGCCACAACACACAGAGGGAAGCAGGAUAUUGAAACUACAGACUACCAAGUGGGAUGAUGAUGAUUUUAAUGUUGAUGAUGAUUUUAAUGUUGGUGGUGGUGGUGAUGAUGCUUUCCCUCCAACUAUAUACCUCAGCAUUUCAUCUUUAGUCCCGCUCUUUGGAAUGUGAGAAAGUCAUUUUUCUUAUUACAGUCGAAAGAAACUUUCUGGAUGUUUUUUUAUUUUGUGCGUGUCCUUUGUUCUCUCUUUCCACUGAAGUUCUGAAAUGGAUAAGACUAUUAAUUAGUAGUUUUUCUCUCUCUAGUAAUCUGUCUUUGUUGAAUGUAAAAUACGUAUUCUACAGAGGUUCCCUGACUAGACAAACUGGCCAGGAAGAAAGUGGAUUGUCUCAGCUGGUUUUGACCCCUUAAAGUCCUGCUGGUAGAAGGGAAAUGACUCUAUCUAUGCACUGUUCCUCUCGUUCACACAAACGCCUCUCUCCUGAUUGGUGGACUGCUCUGCCAGAGUUGAAAAGAGAUUUAAGAAAAUUAACAAUUUACAGAGUUUUCAUUGCUCCUGUCACGCGUGUUGUAAGAAGGUACGUCAUCCGAUCAGAAGUGUUCUCUUCGCAGGCCUCUCAUGGAUACUGGUGGGGCCAGGAGUUGUCGAGGGUGUGGAUGUAUCGCUGCUGAAUCGUCACAGAUUGUAGCACUGGCUGCUACGGCUCCUCAGUGUUUGUCCCCUUUGUACAUCACAAUUGAAUGGAACCCACCCCCAACAAAAUUAUUUUAUAUAUAUAUAUAUAUAUAUAUAUAUAUAUAUAUAUUCAUUAUGUUUUUCUUUGCAAAAGCAGUAGUGUCCAAGUUUAUUGUAGUUUUAUUUUAUUUCUAGCAGACAUUGAAAAAUGUGUUUUGUGUUCAAUUAUACUGUAGAAUAAUCAGUAACACAGUAAAUUGGACAGGUAUUUCUUUGUACUAUUGUUGCAUUCUGACAGUUCUCUUGUGAGUAAAAACAGAUCUACUUACUUUCUAAAAAAAAAAAAAAAGUUGUCCUUUUCAGUGUCGGUGUUACCAUUGCAUCCAAAUCAGUAUUGGUGAAGAGUUUAUUACAGGGUAAUGUUGGAACCGUCAUUUCCAUUCUCAGAAGUCGACAAGUGUUGUCUCACACAGUGUAUGUAUUUGUGAUUUGACAUUUUAGAAAAUGCCACAUGUUCAGCGCGCUAAGUGACAGACAGCAUGUACACGGUACAUGGCGAGGCCUUGCUGCAUGUUCUACCAAUACUUCUACGGCUUUUUUCUCCUACAGUUUCUCUUUCUGUCCAUUUGUUUCUCGACAUUACUCGCAUGCUUUGUGAAUGAUGUCUUUGCCUUUUUUGAUAUCCAUCCCAUUUAAAAGAGAAUGUGUCUGUGUGCUAGUGAACAGCUUUCAACAGGUUUCAUGAAGGAGGGCAGGUCAUUCGGCUAUAGUUAACUGCACUCACAAGGGAGAAAAGCAAUAAGAUAUUCCUAUUUCAAUGUCAUUGUUGUGCAUUUAGCAUCUGCUUCGGGACCAUUCUGAUUGGGUUUCUACAUGUAGCUUGUGCUAUGUGGUACUUUAAACGUUACUGUUUGUUUCUGAGGGGCAGCAGAACCCACCUUUAAUGUGAUGGCCAAAGGAGCCUAUAACGACUUAUGAAAGCAACAAUUAAUCCAUUGACGUGACAUUGGUUUUGUCUCGUGGGGGUUCCCCUGAUAUCAAUGGAGAUUAAUUUAUUCUAGAAUAGCAAAUUACUUAUUCUUUUGGAAGCCCUCAUUAUAUAUGCAUAAAAUGUAGGGUUAUGGUAAUCUGUGUAAGUCCUACACAUCAGUCCCUGUGUGUUCUACACCAUUCUGGUCAAACUUCCUGAUACAAAAGGAAUCUCCAACCAUCAGUACAGGAAUGAGCAUCACAGCGACGGAGCAUAUGCAGCAGUCCCUAUCUGACGCUUGUGGAAAAGGUAUUGCAUUUACAAAAUGCCAAAGAGAGGUGUCCCACAGUAAGAGAGGUGUCCCACAGUAAGAGAGGUGUCCCACAGUAAGACAGGUGUCCCACAGUAAGAGAGGAAACAGACCAUAAUAUUUUCUCUGCAGUUGAAGAAUGUGAGAUCCGUGUGAGAGCAGGACUAUGAAAUCAUGAGAUGAGUUGGGGGUUGUAACCUCCGUUAUGAGUUGAGUUGGGGGUUGUAACCUUCCGUGUGAGAUGAGUUGGGGGUUGUAACCUCCCGUGUGAGAUGAGUUGGGGGUUGUAACCUCCCGUGUGAGAUGAGUUGGGGGUUGUAACCUCCAGUGUGAGAUGAGUUGACAAGUUUCACAUGGUAAGAGCUUUGUCUGUUAUCAUGUACGUCACUGUUGAAAUUGAAACAAUUCUAAUGUGAAAUUCAGGUGGCCUCUACAGUACUAAAAGGGAUUGCUCGGGUGAACAUAGUCUACAUGGUGGCAACGGUUGUUCAAGUAUUGAAUCAAGCCUUUUUUGUAAGAUUUGUGUGAAAAUGACAAGUUUGCUGUUCACUUUAGGAGAAAAAAAAGAAUCCUAGCAUUACAGCCACAUUUUAAUUGGAUGAAAUGUUUACAUAGCACAAUGUGCCAAAGUUAUUUACUUUACAUUGUCAAUACAAGGUGAAGGACGUGCCAUUGGCAUAAUGAUGACGAAUAAUAAACCAAAUCAAGAAAAUAAUAGUUUGUGUAUCAAAUAUGAUUUGUUCCUUUGAUAAAACGGUUUGCUGUAGGAUUCAAAUCACAGGGGAGGCAGCAUGGGGGUAACCAAUGUAAAAGUGUAUGUUUGUAUAUACACUACGUUGAUCUACUGUACAGUAUGAACAAGCAACACCAGUGAGUGGAUCGUCUGUAUAACGCUGGGAAUUGUUCACUGUUUUAUAGCUAUGGCAAAACUUUUACUUUAAAUUAGGAAAAAUGUACUUAAAUAAAUGCAUUUAUAUAUGAGA
Messenger RNA from Oncorhynchus mykiss (rainbow trout), 4922 nucleotides. The record is from RefSeq and is a predicted model, not a curated record. NCBI's taxonomy places the organism in Eukaryota, Metazoa, Chordata, Actinopteri, Salmoniformes, Salmonidae.